UUCCCUGCAGCAUCUUUACACGCAGCAAAAAGGAAAAAGUGGAUUCAGGCGAUGCGCCGAAUGAACGUCGACGGGUCUACGUGGACGCCUACAGCCAACUCGCGCGUUUGCAGCGAGCAUUUCAUAUCAGGAGAACCAUCGAGGUUUCCAGACCACCCCGACAACGUCCCAUCUGUGUUCAAGCACAAGCCUGCGAGCCGCCGUGAUGCUGUUGGGCGUUUUGAAAGGUCAAUCAACAGACGAAAUACCAAGCCAGCAAUCGCACAGAACAGCCAGACUUCGAGAAGUAACCCAUCAAUGGUGCCAGCUGUCGCGGAAGAUUCAUCACACUGCAGCAAUGGCAGCCCAGGGCUGGAACCCGAGGCAGCAUGUCAACUAAUUCAUUAUGACUCCGGGGAACAUGAACAUAUCCAAGCUAGUGAAGUACCUGUGCAUCGUACAACCCCUCUUGAAAGUGGUGCUUCUAAGCAUGAUGAAUGCCAGCCCGACCAGAUGUCUAGCCUUAGAAUAGCUGAACUUGAAGCCCUUUUAGCUAAAGCAGAAGAAAGGAACUUGGCUGUACAGAGAUAUUUAAAAGCAGCACAGCAGCAUACUGACGCCUGGAGAAUGAGCUACUAUGUCAAGAAGCGCUAG
This is a messenger RNA of Rhipicephalus sanguineus (brown dog tick), 633 nucleotides long. RefSeq lists its product as uncharacterized. The transcript is spliced from 4 exons. The record is from RefSeq and is a predicted model, not a curated record. NCBI's taxonomy places the organism in Eukaryota, Metazoa, Arthropoda, Arachnida, Ixodida, Ixodidae. The coding region runs from base 52 to 633 and encodes 193 amino acids.